Messenger RNA from Numida meleagris (helmeted guineafowl), 3849 nucleotides. It is a transcript of the gene SUB1, whose product is annotated as SUB1 homolog, transcriptional regulator. Lineage: Eukaryota; Metazoa; Chordata; Aves; Galliformes; Numididae. The coding region runs from base 141 to 521 and encodes 126 amino acids. Gene Ontology annotation, biological process: positive regulation of transcription initiation by RNA polymerase II. Gene Ontology annotation, molecular function: transcription coactivator activity; DNA binding. The transcript is spliced from 5 exons. The record is from RefSeq and is a predicted model, not a curated record. Gene Ontology annotation, cellular component: nucleus; transcription regulator complex.
AAGCUGCACUUUCAUUUCUUGAAAAGAUGAUUUAAUAUUUAGCGUUCUCUUUGUAAAAGCCCAAGAUAAAAGGAGUUUUUGGUAUCGGCGUAAGGAGUCCUAUUCUCACCUGGAAAUUAGUUAGGAUAGCUACACAGAGAAUGCCUAAAUCAAAGGAACUUGUGUCUUCAAGCUCAUCUGCAAGUGAUUCAGAUAGUGAAGUUGACAAAAAGGCAAAGCGGAAAAAGCAAGCAGCUCCAGAAAAGCCUGUAAAGAAACAAAAGACGGGUGAAAGUUCAAAAGGUGCCGCUUCUUCUAAGCAAAGCAGCAAUAGAGACGAGAAUAUGUUUCAGAUUGGCAAAAUGAGGUAUGUCAGCGUUCGUGACUUUAAAGGGAAAGUUUUAAUUGAUAUUAGAGAAUACUGGAUGGAUCAAGAAGGAGAAAUGAAGCCUGGCAGAAAAGGUAUUUCUUUAAAUCCAGAGCAGUGGAACCAGCUGAAGGAACAGAUUUCUGAUAUUGAUGAUGCAGUAAGAAAACUGUAAAGACAGAGCCAUACAGAAAUCUUUAUCACUUUAGUUGUUCCAAGCAGUCUUUUUACAUUGGCUUUUGUUUUCUAAAAUAUUGUUUCCAAGCUAUUGUAUAUUUGGAUUGCAAAACAAUUUGUAAAAUGAAUAAUUUUUUUAUGUGCAUUAAACAUGUAUUCUGAGUGAGGCUAUUUGUGUAUACUUUACUAAAAGGAAAUGUGUUGCUUUCACCUCAUGGUGUAAAAUAAACAAAUCAAGUAAUAUGUAAUGCUGUUUGUGUUUGUUUGUGGCCUUUUCUUUAAAGAUAUUUGCUGAUAAGGCCACCAACUAGUUGUAGGCUUUUCUUAAUUUAGUUGAUAGUUACUGAGUUUGUUUUCUAAGGAGAUUUUUAAAAUGUCUCCGUUUAGAUUUUUUGUUUUGUUUCAUAUCCUUUGCUGUUGCCCUCAGCUUUCAGCUUUAAAACUUGAUACAAACAGCGAAUACCUGGUAAAACACAUUUUUGUAGAUAAUUUUAAAUACUGUAUUUGCUAAUUUACCCUAUUUAUUCAGAUGUAAACAGUCCUGAGUAUGUAGACUUCCUUUCAUAUUUGCAUGAAGUGUUAUGCUAAACAGUAACACUGGAACACCAUCCACACAUCAUCAAUUCUAAUUUUUGUAUAGCUUGCUUGACUUAGGAAAUACAAUUAGGCUUUAUUCAAGGACCCUAGAUCUUAGAAUGUGAUGCAUAAACUUUUACAGUAAUAGACAUAUACCUCAGAGUAAGACAGUAUUUAAAAAUCUCCAGACUUGGUUAUUAGUUUAGGUGCCCUUUUCAAACUUUGCAUUAAACUCAUUCUUGAACACAUACUGACUAGUUAUUCCAUAGAAAACAAGAUUUAAUAUGUCUCUGUAGGGCUUCUGUUUGUUUGAGAGUAUUGUAUAAACAACACUGCUUAAACUAGGCUGUAACACAGGUUAAACAGUCAUACAGGGUUAAAAUAUCUUCAGCCAAAAUAUCAGGCUAUCAUGCCUUUGCCCUGUACUCACUGCCUGACCAAAUCAUUUAACUUGGCUUGCCUUGUGCAGCUUACAUGUGUACAACUUUUAUCUUUUUUUGUAGAAGGUACUUAGUGCUUACAGUGAAGCACUGGUACAUAGUGAAUCCAUAACUCUAGCAAACUUCAGUCAUCCACCAGUGUACUAUUCUGAUAAGAGAAGCUUCUAUCCAGUGGAGGUUCUGUUAAGACUAGGUGUUGCCUCAAAUGAGGGAAAUCUUGGUAGGUGUCAUGUAGUUAUGGAGUGAAAAAGGGAGAAUAUGAUGUUUGUGUAGAACUUGGAGAAAUAGCGGGCACUCCAGUAGAGAAAUUAACAUUGAAGGAUCAAAGUUAGCUGACAUAGAAUAACUACAGUGAAGAACCUUUCCAUUAGUGGAAAUGGAAAAGAGUUCAUUUUCUGACUUACUUCAGUUAACAGAAAGAAGAUGAUGAACCAACUUUGUGAAAAUUGACAUUUCAGGAAUAUGUAAUGAAUGUACAAUUUUUUUGUUUCAGCUGUGAUUUUCCCAUUUGAUGGUAAACUUAAAAGUAUUUUUAAAUUUUGUAUAGAUAAACAAGAUUUGCUACUUAAUUCUGGGGUAACUUAAUAUAAUUGUUUAUACUGAAGACAUGCAUGGACAUCCUGUUCUGCUAAGUGCCAUACGCAGACUGUUGUUGUGCUGCAGAGUUUAUAAUUCAAUACACAUGGUAUAUGAAGGGUGAGAGAAAGUGACUUAAUGAUAUUAAAUAUGUAUUAUUUAAUUUAAAUAUUAUGUAAGAUACUUCAUUCUGGUUUUUAACUUAUCUGAAAUAUGAAUUUAAGAACUACAGUGAGGGUGAAUAAAAGGUGAAGAGAUGUCUUAUGGUAGCUGCACCGUUUUUGGGCACAACUUUCUUCAACUGCUAAUGACAUGCAGGGACAUCUGGACCAAAUAAAACAAAAAUGAAAUAUCUGUUUACAUCAAUGCAUGAAAUAAAUUGUUUUAGGUCACUCAGAAGUUCUAGGUUUGUUUUUUUUUUUAAUUUACAGUAUGUAUUUGCUGUUUUUUUUCCUUUAAAUCUGAAGUUUUGUGACCAGAUUGUAUCUUUUUACCUCAAAACCUUCAUGUGAAAUUAGAUUACUGUGGUAGUAAGUCAUUGGACAGCAGUUAUAUAUCAGAGUAUGAGAUAAUUAUGUUAAGGAAGGUGGAGAAUUAAAUUCCUUCACUUGGAGAGAGUAAGUGGAAAAAGUUGUAAUAUUGUGAUUAGUUCUUUUGUGGAAACUCAUGGUAGAGAUAUUCAAAUAAAUUACUCCUAGUUCUUACAGACAACCCUCUUACUGUAUUUGUGGGGAUAUCUGCCAGAGCUGCUUAGGCAAUUUUACUAGAUAAAAUUUGAGGCACUUUGAUUUUACUUAGCUUGUGUGUUGAAAAAUAGCUUUUCAAUCUGCCAGUUAUAUUUCUGCCUGUAAUAUGGAUUAAAAUAUAUAUUUUUACUUGAGCUGGUGUUAACAUCUGCAUGAAUGUCCUACCAAAAAGGGUAGCUAAAUUAACCAGUCAGUUUCGCAAAUGACCUCAAAAUUGAAAGUGAAUUGUGGGGGAAUUCUUUCCCCCUCAGAUGACUGAUGGCUAGUUAGUUGACAUAUAUUUUAAACAUUCAGUGUUACUUUGAAAUUAAUAGUUGGUUGUGAUUUGUUGUGUGUUGUCUUCAGCUGUACUUCUUACUUGAGAAGAAACCUCAAAUUUUUGGGUACAGAUUAUUUUCUUGCAGAUGAAAUAGUACUUGGGGUACACGUAGAAGUACCAGUGGAAGAAAAUUGUGCAUGUAUGAAAAGACUCAUAUGAGGUAAAAAUAAACACUACUCCCUUUCCCACUGAAGUUGCAAAAGAAAGAUGUGUUUGUUAUGUGAUACUGAUGCAGGGCAUAUUAGAAACAUGUUUUAUAAAUUUAACUACAGUGGAUCAGAAGAGGAAAUAUACAUCAGAGUUAGACCAGCCAAAGCACCAUGCAUUUGCUAAAUCAAACUGUCAUGUAUGAUGUUGCUUUUAUGUAGAAAUGCUCAUAUUGAAAUUAAAGAAAUGCAGCACUAAGUUUGAUAUUUCUGUUGAAGGGAAUGCCCUGGUUACGUACUUCGUAUGUGAUCUGUUAGCAAAAAAAAAAAUCGGUAACUGUAAUUCUGGUAACUGAAAUGUCAUGUUGUUAACCAUGUAGAACGUUUAAUGUUUUGUCCUGGUGGUCUCUACUGCAGAGAGACCACUGGAAAUAUGAGCCCUCCAAUUGUAAUUUUAUUGUUCAAAUAAAAAAGUUAAACGGCAUAUGUGUAAUAAGAAUUUGAACACCUGGAAAUAAAUGAA